Molecule: messenger RNA, 1548 nt
Organism: Medicago truncatula (barrel medic)
Lineage: Eukaryota; Viridiplantae; Streptophyta; Magnoliopsida; Fabales; Fabaceae
Exons: 2
Coding region: 1-1548 (515 amino acids)
Molecular function (GO): nucleic acid binding; RNA-DNA hybrid ribonuclease activity
Source: RefSeq, a predicted model, not a curated record
AUGUGUUGGGAUUUAAUUCAAUCAAAGGAGGACUGGGCUAUCUUGUUAAGAAGCAGGGUUUUAAGACAGUCAACAUGCAUCAAGCAUCAUGUCUUCUCUUCUAUUUGGAGUGGAACUAAGAAUGAAUACCAGGUUAUCAGAGACAAUUCCAGAUGGAUAGUGGGAAAUGGUGCAAGUAUUAAUUUUUGGUUAGAUGACUGGUGUGGGGAACCUCUCGUUCAAUCUUUCAAUCUUCAACCAGUCCAAGUUUCUCAAUUCCCCAAGAAGCUUUGCAAUUAUAUUCAAAACUUCCAUUGGUAUCUCCCUGCAGAAGUGUCUCAGAUGCUCCCUAAUCUAAGAAGUUUUAUCUCUCAAGUUCUUAUUCCUAGACAGGCUAAAGAUGACUUUCUGAUUUGGAAGCACAAUCUCACUGGAAUACUUACUCUAAAAGAUGCAUAUGAGUUCAAAAGACAACAUUUCCCUAAGGUUCACUGGACAAAAACCAUCUGGUCAAAGGAUUUCCCUCCUUCAAAAGCCCUGCUGGUCUGGAGAUUGAUGUUGAACAAGCUUCCAACUGAUGAUAUCCUCACCACUAGAGGUUGUUCCCUGCCAUCCAUGUGCUCUCUCUGUGGUAAAUUUUCAGAAUCUUCUUUUCACCUCUUUUUUGAAUGUUUGUAUGCUGUUAAUCUUUGGUGUUGGCUGGCCGCUACCAUAAAUAGAACCCUCCAUUUCCAAGCUCCUGAAGAUAUGUGGGAAAUAUCCAACAGCUCCUGGAAUCCUCAAUGUAAAGUGUUCGGUUCGGUUCAUGGUUCUUUUUGCCCACCCCUAGUGGUAAUCACUGCCACCAUGAUCAACAUCAUAAAUUCCAUUUGGUAUGCUAGAAACCAAAUGAGGUUCAAAGAUAACAAGAAUCCAUGGAAAACUUCUCUUUCCAAUGUGUUAGCCUGCACAACUCUUUGUGGUAAUCUGACUACGGCUGUGGCAUCUUCCUGCAUCUCUAAUUUUGUCCUCUUGAAAAAGUUCAAUGUCAUCCUUCACCCUCCAAGGGCCCCUAAGAUCAUAGAGGUGAUCUGGAAGCCUCCUCCUCCUAAUUGGAUCAAGUGCAACACUGAUGGGUCCUCAAAUAAUCUUAUAUCGUCUUGUGGUGGUGUCUUUAGAGACAUUAACUCCAACACUCUCCUUUGCUUCGCAGAACAUACAGGUAUGGGGAAUGCUUUCCAUGCAGAGCUUUGUGGUGUCAUGAGGGCCAUUGGACUAGCUGAGCAAUACAAUUGGUCCAACCUUUGGUUGGAAUGUGAUUCUGCCAUUGUCAUUAAUGCCAUCAAGAACAAAACACUAAUUCCAUGGGAGAUUAGAAAUAGAUGGGAGAAUUGUAUGUAUAUUAUUUCUUCUAUGAAUUUUUUUGCUACUCAUAUAUUUAGAGAGGGGAAUGCAUGUGCUGAUUCUCUAGCCAGUCUAGGAUUACCUCUUGAUCACCUUAAGAUUUGGUUUGAUGCUCCUGACUGUAUAAAGUCUUCCUUAGCUAGGAACAAAACUGGGAUGCCAGAGUAUCGUUUUGUAACUUUCUAA